UUUCUCAGCAGCAGUCUAAUCAUAAGUGAGCGGAGGCGGGACAUAAACAGUUGAAGGUAUUCUCUGCCUCCAAUGGGAGAGUCAAAGAUCUGCCCUGGUUUUGCAACUGUCCAAUUAGAGUAGAGCUGGGACAUAAAUAUGCCAGGCUCUAAGUGGUGUAACAAUAGCUGAAUUUUGUGCGAUAUUGCUUAUUAUAGAGCGUUAUUGAGAAUUAUAUUGAGAACGUCAUAUUUUGAUUUACUUUUUACAAAUACAAAAAAAUGUCAUCAGACAACGGAGACAUUGUAGUUACUAAUCAAUUUUCAAGAAGAGCUUUCUCAGAAAAAAUUGGAGAUUGUUUAAAAAGGGAGGCAAAUACCACACAUAUGUGAACCGACACAGGAAGGGGAGGGAUAUACUCGCCACUUCCAAAACUGUAAUUAUUAAAGGUAUCCGUGGCUUACUGGUAACUGUCAAUUAAACAAAUAAUACUGCUCAGUAUAAUCUUUUGUUCAGUACAGAAAAGGUGAUAUGGAACAGCACUGGCUACAGCAAUCUAGGAUGUCUAACGAAGUCACCACAAAAACAUAAGCGUUCCCAAAGUUACCUGCGAGCCACUGUAACACUCAAAACUUUUGGACAAACCCGUAUUGAUAAUGGAUAAGCAGAAGAGAAAGGAUACAAUACAUCACAAUGAGCAAACAAGAACUGGCUUUCAGAGGCACGAUGAAGGUACCAAUUCCUCAAAUAGAGAUUUACCAUGCAUGUGAUGGCCCUGGAUUGUCCAUAUUGUGCUUUAUGAGAUAUGAGAUUUUGGAGUACUUCAGCGUCUAUGGGACAGCUAUCUCAAUGUGGGUCACUCUUAUAGCUCUAGGAGACUUUGACGAACCAAAAAGGUCCACCCUCACGAUGUUUGGUGUUCUCACUGCCGGUGUGCGCAUCUAUCAGGAUCGCUGGGGGUACGGUGUCUAUUCGGGGCCAAUUGGGACAGCUGUGCUGAUGAUCACUGUCAAAUGGCUGAGGAAGAUGAAGGAAAAGAAAGGCCUAUACCCUGAGAAGAGUGUGUACACACAGCAGGUGGGGCCGGGGUUCUGCUUCGGAGCACUGGCUCUCAUGCUCAGGUUUUACUUCGAGGAAUGGGAUUACACCUACGUUCACAGUUUUUAUCACGUGUCCCUGGCCAUGGCCUUUGUCCUGGUUCUCCCGAAGACCAACAGACUGGGAGGAACGGGAGGGAACCCUGCGAAGCUCAGCUGUUACACUCUCUGCUGCUGUGGGACUAAGCCAGCGAUAAAAGACAGGAUUCAAACAAUCUGGAGUUCAACGACUAAACGUCCCUGGAUUCGGGCCUGCGACCCAGGCCUACCUUUCCGCCGCCCCCAGCCAGAAACCAAAUAACCUGCAGGACCUUCAGAGAGAGGGACUGGGGAGUGGGGUUGCCUUGUCUUUUCUAGGCAACAUUCCAUAUUAAAUGCAUUGAACUAAGUUUUACAGAGUGGUAUGGUGCAGGACAAACCAGUGUGCUCACAUUCUCACUGCCUGUACACUGGGGAAGCUAAAUCUCAACAAUGCAAUUUAAGAGAAUUGCACUGUAUAUAACACACUCCUUCCCCAUAGUGACUAUUUUUUCAUAAGGAGUAGAAAUCCUAAAUUGUAAAGAGUGAUUAUGUUUGAAUGUUAUUUUCAUAUGUUUUGUAAACAUAGUUGUUUAUUUAUAUUGUCUUAUUAAUUUUAAUUGAGAAUCGUCUGUCGCAGCGAGAAUUGCCUUUAUAGAUAAUUAAUAAUAAACAAAUCAGUUGUAUUAUAUUAUAGAGCAUACCCCUACAGGUACUGUUUUUGUAUACAAAGACAUUUGUAAGGCUUUUUGAUUUUACUGUAUACUGGAUCACAGACUAAACAGAUUGCAGUUGAUAUGAAACAGAUUUGAGUUGAUGUAAAACACACAGCCAGAUCUUUCCAUCCCAUUUCUCCGCUUCUUUGGAGCUUGCAUUGGCUUACAGUAAAGUAGAGCAUUUGUUUCAAAUUAUGUUAUUAUUAUUAUUAUUAUUAUUAUUAUUAUUAUUAUUAUUAUUAUUAUUAUUAUUAUUAGUAGUAGUAGUAGUAGUAGUAGUAGUAGUAGCAGUAUUUAUUUCUUAGCAGACACCCUUAUCCAGGGUGACUUACAGUUGUAUACAAAAAAUACAUAUCAAGAAUUACAGUACAGUUAAGAGCAAGAUACGUGUUUUUUGUUUACAAAACUGUUCAGGGUCCAGCGUAUUUCAGCAAGUGAAGCAGACUUCAAGUGAAGCAAGAGCCAUCCUUCUGGUACUCCCUAGAUUUCAAGAUUUGGGGCGUUGAGUGGUUCCCAACCUGAUUCCGAACGCUGAGACAUUUCACAGUUUUGGCUGGGUUAAAGACCUUAUUUGAUAAGUCUUUUGUUUAUUUAGCUCUGUAGAGAUGUCUUCGCUUUGUAAAGCACUCUGAGUUGCUUGUAUAUACAAAUGUUAUGGUAAUUGGUAUGGUGUAAGCUUGAAACUAAGCCUGCUAUUACAGUGAGAGUUACAGGAGUUUAAAUUUAGGGAUAAUGGCUCCAUCAAAAUCUGUUUCUAAUUCUACAUUAAUUCUACUUAUGUAAACAUAAUGUAGUCUUAUGUUACUGAUUUACACAAUAACUUUGGUAUAAGAUCUGGCCAGAGCUCAAAUUGACAUUUCUCUGUAAACUGAAAACACAAAUCUCAUAUUGUAAUAUAUAAUUACAGCAUAUACUGUCUUAUAAAAGAUUACCAUGGUAAUUUAGCACUUUUUCUAUGUCUUUUCCUUGGUUACAGUUUACCAUGGUUUGCCAUGUUUUAAUAUGCUUUACCAUACCUCUUUGGGCUUACCUAUGUUUCACCAAGCUUUCACUAGGCUUUAUUAUACUUUGCCAGCUUUCUACUAAGGUAUGCUUGUACAGGCUGGAUUUAUUCACUUGUAAUUUAACUUUUGAAAUGUUUUGUAACAUAACUAAAUACAAAUAUAUUUUGCUUUUUGAAUUUAA
Acipenser ruthenus (sterlet) is the source of this 2995-nucleotide messenger RNA. Its product is annotated as protein myomaker. Gene Ontology annotation, cellular component: plasma membrane. The transcript has 6 exons. Bases 673 to 1377 code for a protein of 234 amino acids. The record is from RefSeq and is a predicted model, not a curated record. NCBI's taxonomy places the organism in Eukaryota, Metazoa, Chordata, Actinopteri, Acipenseriformes, Acipenseridae.